UUUUAUUCUCUUGAUGUCAUGUCAGUAACAGUAACAUUCGUGCCAAAAAUGUUUCGGUAUAUGUAAUAACACGUAUCAAUUCUUACGGAAAGAAACAUUCUCAAAAUACACUACACUAAUGGAGACUAAUGGAUAUGUCCGUUCUAGAAGAGCCUGAUGAAAAAAUAUUUACGGGAAUUUGGAAAGACAUAUCAAAGGGAUACCAUACAUCGAUAUUAUGUUACAUCGACGGAUCCCAAACUACUGACCAAACCUCAAGGGUGCAGCGUGGUAUUUCUGACGUGGAAAAUAACUGCCGUCAUGAGGUGUGGAAAAUCAAAAUGUGACAGUGGAAAUCACACUUGAUAACAUAUACUGUAUUGUUUGAUGGUGACAAUAGUAGUUUUGGCGGAUGCCCGUUUUAUUCGCUCCGAAAGGUCAACUUCAUACAUACCAUAUGGUCUCAACUCACCGUGUGGGCCCAGCUAUAGUGACACUCCUCUGUUCAUGCCUAUUCGACCUUUACAUAGGAAUGAUGUUCUACCCAAAGUGGAGGAGGCACAAGGCCUAACCAACCAACUCAGGGACAGUUAUGAAAUGAUGCCAUUGCCUGAGAUUUACUCUGAGGAAGUGAUAGGACUGCCUGGACCAGAAGAAAUAUCUGCCUCUCAAAACGUGACUAUUGAUUACAUCAUUGUCUCCCACCUACUUGUGUUUGUCGACAUAGUCUGUACAGACAACACUAUUCCACGUGAUAUCCUGCAUCCACAUCGACGCGCCCUCUGGCAGCAACUCCGCUUAGAAAUACUCAACUUCCUGUGUAGCAUGCACGGGACAAUGGCCCAGGUCCCUCAUGUCUCGAAUGAUAUCACCCUUCCAUGUGUCAGAGAGGCUUCCUGUAAUGGUCCACGCUCGGGAUUUACACGUGACAGUCGAAACUUCCUUAUAGCCAGUGCUGUCCGGGACGUGUUUAGUCGCCUCCAGCACAAAUACAGUUUGUUAUCAAACCAGUAGUCCGGCAGAAAAAUUAAUAAUCCUUUGUCAUCAUUUAUAAUCAGCGACUCAAGAGGAAACUAACUUUGCAGCAUUUUUGUUAAAUUUCGGAAUGUGAUUCGUCGUGUGACAUUUGUUCCCUUUCUCAUUGAUGACGUGAUUUAGUUGUUUUUAAUUUGUAAGUCCAGUAAACAUACUCAUUGUUGGCAUUAGUGAGUUUACGUAUGUAUUAAUUUUGCCCUUUAUUUUUGGAUUUGUCCUCCGCGCAUUUUAAACAUGGUUGCUUUGUAUAUUAAGUUUUGUUUACUACUGCCGAUGACUCGUAGAUGUAUUUUACAUUGAAGAACUUACCUUUAUUUUAUAGGUGGAAUAUACAUUUUAUCAAUUACGAAUAUUUUUCAGUUAUUAUUUUUACUUUGAAU
Messenger RNA from Pecten maximus, 1394 nucleotides. RefSeq lists its product as uncharacterized. The coding region runs from base 367 to 993 and encodes 208 amino acids. The record is from RefSeq and is a predicted model, not a curated record. The transcript is spliced from 4 exons. NCBI's taxonomy places the organism in Eukaryota, Metazoa, Mollusca, Bivalvia, Pectinida, Pectinidae.